Messenger RNA from Arvicanthis niloticus (Nile rat), 1472 nucleotides. Its product is annotated as F-box/WD repeat-containing protein 4-like. Gene Ontology annotation, cellular component: SCF ubiquitin ligase complex. The record is from RefSeq and is a predicted model, not a curated record. Lineage: Eukaryota; Metazoa; Chordata; Mammalia; Rodentia; Muridae. Gene Ontology annotation, biological process: SCF-dependent proteasomal ubiquitin-dependent protein catabolic process. Gene Ontology annotation, molecular function: protein binding.
CUCUAACUCUGCUCUCCUUUUGUUUGGCAGUUCCUUUGUGACUGGAACAGCUUGUUGUGGGCACUUCUCACCUCUGAGAAUCUGGGACCUCAACAGUGGGCAGCUGGUCACACACCUGGGCAGUGACUUUCCCCCAGGGGCUGGGGUGCUGGAUGUCAUGUAUGAGUCCCCUUCGACACUGCUGUCCUGCGGUUAUGACACCUAUGUUCGUUAUUGGGACCUCCGUACAAGUACCCGGAAAUGUGUCAUGGAGUGGGAGGAGCCUCACGACAGUACCUUCUACUGCCUACAGACAGAUGGCAACCACCUGCUGGCCACAGGCUCCUCCUACUAUGGUCUCGUGCGGCUGUGGGACCGGCGCCAGCGGGCUUGCCUGCAUGCCUUCCCCCUGACGUCGACUCCACUCAGCAGUCCUGUGUACUGCCUGCGCUUCACCACCAGGCAUCUCUAUGCAGCGCUGUCCUACAACCUCCACGGCCUAGACUUUCAAAACCCGUGACAGACCUCCCCUGCCUAUGGGCUGGGCAAGCCAGCUACUCAGGGACCUCUCUUGCCUGGCAGGUGAAGUGAUACCUCACUCCUCUUCCCAGCCCUGCUAAGCUCCUAGGUCUCUGGCCACUAAGCCCUGGCACCUGAAGCACUGAGUCCUGGACACUGGGGCUGACUCUGACACAGGCCCUCCUGUGCUCUUAGGAGAAUGUACCUGAACUUAGGUGUUUACAGUGGGGUCAAGCCUGCCCCCAGCCCUGCACAGCACCACUGCAGCCUACAGAGUGGCGAGGGCUCUCACCAUCUCAGACAGACAGAGCUGUGCAGGAGCCAGAGCCUCUGCUGGUCCCAGCCUCCUCCUCAGUCAGAUUGUAACUUUCCAACACCUUGGAGCUGGGGGCUUGUAUCUGAGUACUGGUCUGGUUUUGCUUUGAACUAAGAAAGGACAAAGGAAACCUGUCAGUUUGGGGUUCUGGGCUAGCUGCUCCCCAGGCCAGCUGUGAGAAACGUUACCAUUUUAAUUUUUAUAAAAAUAAAAUUUAAUUGUUCACAAAUCUGGUUCUUUGGUGGUUAGGUCAUUCUAAGAGGCUCCAUCCAGAAAGGCAGAAUAUCACAUUUAAAUUCAGGAAUGUGUACAGGGGGAGGGCAAAAACAUGGCCUGUGUCCCCAAGAACAAAAAGGUUUCUUCUACCUCUUCGGGGUGUAGACAAGGAACUGUUGGAGGCCUCUAGGAUGCUGAGCUAUGGUGACCUUUCACUUCUGUCCCACCAUACACACGCCUUUGACAAUACUGUAAUUAUGUUCUUUUAACUAUAGUGUCUUAACGUUCUGUGCUGUUUCCAAGAUAGCUGAAUUUUUAAACUUCCCUUUUACCCACACUUGCCUCAGAGGAGUUUUUCCUGAGCCACUCGCAUAAGGCCAGCCAGCACAUGGGAGAUUACAAGAUGCCCAGCCCUGUUCCCACUCUUCUGCCCCUUUAGCUG